CCAUGGCGCUGAGCAAAGGGCUGCGGCUGCUCGGGCGGCUGGACGCCUCCGGGGAGUGGAGCGUCCUGCUGGAGGCGCGCGGCCGCGGGGACUGCCUGCUCUUCGAGGCCGGCACGGUGGCCACGCUCGCUCCGGAAGAGAAGGAGGUCAUUAAAGGCCAGUAUGGAAAACUCACGGACGCUUAUGGCUGCUUGGGGGAGCUCAGGGUAAGAUCUGGUGGCGCUUCCCUGAGCUUCCUGGUUCUAGUGACAGGCUGCACGUCCGUGGGCAGAAUUCCAGAGGCUGAAAUCUACAAAAUCACCGCCACAGACUUUUACCCCCUACAGGAGGAGGCCAAGGAGGAGGACCGCCUCACAGCCUUGAGGAAGAUCCUCAACUCAGGGGUCUUCUACUUCUCGUGGCCCAGUGAUGGGUCCAGCUUCGACCUCACCGUCCGGGCACAGAAGCAGGGCCGUGACAGCUACGAGUGGGGGAGCUCCUUCUUUUGGAACCAGCUGCUGCACGUGCCCCUGAGGCAGCACCAGGUGAGCUGCUGCGACUGGCUGCUGAAGGUCAUCUGCGGCGUGGUGUCCAUACGCACGGUGUACGCCUCGCACAAGCAGGCCAAGGCCUGCCUCAUCUCCCGCAUCAGCUGCGAGCGCGCCGGCGCUCGCUUCCACACCCGCGGCGUGAACGACGAUGGCCAUGUGUCCAACUUCGUGGAGACUGAACAGACAAUUUACAUGGAUGACGGAGUGUCGUCUUUUGUCCAGAUCAGAGGCUCCGUUCCACUGUUUUGGGAACAGCCCGGGCUUCAGGUUGGCUCUCAUCAUCUGAGACUCAACAGAGGCCUAGAAGCCAACGCCCCUGCUUUCGACAGGCAUAUGGUGCUUCUGAAGGAGCAGUAUGGGAAGCAAGUGGUCGUAAACCUGCUAGGGAGCAGAGGUGGAGAGGAGGUGCUCAACAGAGCCUUCAAGAAGCUGCUCUGGGCCUCUUGCCACGCCGGUGACACACCUAUGAUCAACUUCGACUUCCAUCAGUUUGCCAAAGGUGGGAAGCUAGAGAAAUUGGAGAACCUGUUGAGGCCCCAGUUGAAGCUGCACUGGGAUGACUUGGACGUGUUCGCCAAGGGCGAGAAUGUAAGUCCACGUUUUCAGAAAGGCACUUUGCGGAUGAACUGCCUUGAUUGCCUGGACCGAACCAACACAGUGCAGAGCUUCAUCGCACUCGAGGUCCUUCAUCUGCAGCUCAAGAGCCUAGGGCUGAAUUCAAAGCCCAUCGCUGACCGCUUUGUGGAGUCCUUCAAAGCCAUGUGGUCUCUGAACGGGCACAGCCUGAGUAAGAUGUUCACGGGCAGCCGGGCCCUGGAAGGGAAGGCCAAGGUAGGGAAGCUGAAGGAUGGGGCGCGGUCCGUGUCUCGCACAAUCCAGUCCAACUUCUUUGAUGGGGUGAAGCAGGAGGCCAUCAAGCUGCUGCUAGUUGGGGAUGUCUACACCGAGGAGUCUGCAGACAAAGGAAGGAUGCUCCUGGACAACACGGCCCUGCUGGUGACGCCCAGGAUCCUGAGAGCCAUGGCAGAGCGCCAGUCGGAAUUCACACAUUUCAAGCGGAUCCGCAUCGCCACGGGGACCUGGAACGUGAACGGAGGCAAGCAGUUCAGGAGCAACCUCCUUGGCACGGCCGAGCUGGCCGACUGGCUGCUCGACUCCCCGAAGCGCGCCGGCCUCGCGGGACCCCAGGAUGAGGACAGCCCGGCUGACAUAUUUGCCGUGGGGUUUGAAGAGAUGGUGGAGCUGAGCGCAGGGAAUAUCGUCAAUGCCAGUACCACCAACAGGAAGAUGUGGGGUGAGCAGCUCCAGAAAGCCAUCUCACGCUCUCAUAGGUACAUUCUGUUGACUUCGGCACAGCUGGUGGGCGUCUGUCUGUAUAUCUUUGUACGUCCAUACCAUGUCCCAUUCAUCAGGGACGUGGCCAUGGACACGGUGAAGACAGGCAUGGGGGGAAAGGCAGGGAACAAAGGGGCCGUGGGCAUCCGCUUUCAGUUCCACAGCACCAGCUUCUGCUUCGUGUGCAGCCACCUGACGGCUGGGCAGUCCCAGGUGAAGGAGAGGAACGAAGACUACAGGGAGAUCACCCAGAAGCUGAGUUUCCCGAUGGGAAGGAAUGUUUUUUCUCACGAUUACGUGUUUUGGUGCGGCGAUUUCAACUACCGCAUCGAUCUCACUUAUGAGGAAGUCUUCUAUUUUGUCAAACGCCAAGACUGGAAGAAACUUCUGGAAUUUGAUCAGCUGCAGCUACAGAAAUCAAGUGGGAAAAUUUUUAAAGACUUUCAUGAAGGCGCCAUUAAUUUUGGACCUACCUACAAAUAUGACGUUGGCUCGGCCGCCUACGACACAAGUGACAAAUGCCGCACCCCUGCCUGGACAGACAGGGUCCUGUGGUGGAGGAAGAGGCACUCUUUUGACAGGACAGCUGGAGAACUCAACCUUCUAGACAACUAUGUAGAUGCUGACAGCACCGUCAGACAUUCCUGGUCUCCUGGUGCCCUCCAGUAUUACGGCCGAGCUGAACUACAAGCAUCUGAUCACAGAUGCCAAAAAACCCCAAAAAUCUAA
This is a messenger RNA of Odobenus rosmarus divergens (Pacific walrus), 2594 nucleotides long. RefSeq names its product synaptojanin-2-like. The transcript has 19 exons. Bases 3 to 2594 code for a protein of 863 amino acids. Gene Ontology annotation, cellular component: perinuclear region of cytoplasm; presynapse. Gene Ontology annotation, biological process: brain development; phosphatidylinositol dephosphorylation; synaptic vesicle endocytosis. The record is from RefSeq and is a predicted model, not a curated record. Gene Ontology annotation, molecular function: phosphatidylinositol-4,5-bisphosphate 5-phosphatase activity. NCBI's taxonomy places the organism in Eukaryota, Metazoa, Chordata, Mammalia, Carnivora, Odobenidae.